This is a messenger RNA of Papaver somniferum (opium poppy), 891 nucleotides long. Its product is annotated as stress response protein NST1-like. Lineage: Eukaryota; Viridiplantae; Streptophyta; Magnoliopsida; Ranunculales; Papaveraceae. The transcript has a single exon. The coding region runs from base 1 to 891 and encodes 296 amino acids. The record is from RefSeq and is a predicted model, not a curated record.
AUGGUAUUCACAAUUGGGAUAAGUGAAGAGCUAGUUGCACCAAAGAAAGACAUAGGAGAGGCAGAAAAAACAACGACGAACGGCGAGAAGAAUCGCGAGAUGACUCCAGAAAAGGAAAGCCAAGCCGAAAUAAAGCAAAGCGAAAAGGAGAAAAAGGGGAAAACGGCUGAAGAAAACGAGGUAACAAAAAAUGAGAAAGAAACCCCCGCCAUCAAGGAAAAACGAACCCCACGAGGAGGAGCAAAAACGAACACUAAUAAACGCAAAAAAUUAUCGAUACAAGAAGCCGAAGAGAGCGUUGAAUUACAUGAUUCUCUAAAUAAGGAAGGAAAGGCUUGCGAAGAAGAAGAGAUGAAACGAUUAAAGAAAGAACUCUAUGAAGAAAGACGAAAGAAGGAAGAUUUUGUGAGGGAGCGCAUAAGGUUGGAAAGGCAAAAUGCGAAACUUGUUAUUAAGAACAAUCAUCUAAAAAGGAAGCAAGCAGAAGGUAAUGCACAACAAGGAAAAUAUGCUCCAGAAAGGGCGUUAGCAAUUAAAGGACGUCGCGAAUACCGGCGAGAAAACAAGGGACGGGGAGAACAAAAUAAACGGGAAGACCUAAAAAGAGCCAUAGAAAAUAGCAGAUGGGAAUUCCGAGAAAGAGAGUACCUAAUUCAGCAAUCAAUGAUGGACGGUGAGAAAAGAAACAAUAUCCAAAUGACGAAAAAGACAACCGGACUGCAGCCAGAAAUGAUGAACAAAUGUGCGAAAAACAAACCAUGCAAACCGGAGAUAGCGUCACUAUUCUCGUUAAAGAAAAGGGAAAAUGAAAGUUUACGAAGUCUGGUGGCGAGAUGGGACGUAAUUUUUGAGGAACUCAGAGGAAGAUUUAGUGCGCUCGUUCAUCUAUGA